AUGGAAGUGAAGCCGCUCAUGGUUACGGACGUAAAAGCGCUUGGCGUCCUGUCCGCGGACGUGCGGAGUGAACUUCAGUUCGAGCUGUGCCAGCCAUAUUUGAUGCGCAACGGCUUCUACAGAGUGUGCCAGCAUGUGGAGACGGCGGUGCUGAAGUCCAUCAUGGUUGACUGCAUCACGUUCACUUUCUAUCGAGCAGGCGAAGCUGCCUUCGAAGCAGGGCAAGAUGCCAAGCACGCGUACUUCAUCGAGCGAGGAACCCUGGAGUACCAGCAGAACCGCAGAACCUCGAAGGUCAAGCGGAAGUUGCGGGUCGGCGCGCACAACGAGAUCAUCAUCGCGGAAGCUGCCUUGUGGACCUUCUGGGACCAUGUGGGCACCCUGACCGCACCGAAUCCCGCGUCGAUGCUGAAGAUGAAUGUGGACAAGCAUACCAAGAUCAUCGCCGAGUCUGAGCUCAUGGGGGAGUUUGCUGCAGAACUGGCGCUGCACUUCAGGACGCGGCUUUCCAUGGCCAAGCCGCCUCAGGCGCCCUGGCCCAACGACAUCGAAGUUCCGUGCACAAGCUUUGAUGAGAUGAUCGUGUGCGCGUCGAAGAUUGUGAGGAGCUUGGUCAGCAGGAUAGGCCUCGAGCUUGUGAAAGACCAGGUUGGCCAGUGGGCCUCGGCAGUGUUCCGCAACCAUCCCAAGAACAUUGAAGAGCUGGAGAAGGAGGUCACCAAAAGCAAGUGCAUGCUGAUGGCCAACACGCACGGGGACGUCGAACGCCUGGCCGCUGUCUCCACCAUCAAUAUUAGCCGCUGCGAUGGCACCACCCUCAUGCAGCUCGGAACUUGGGACCCCGAGAGUGGGCUGCGAGUCAGCUGCAAACUUCCGGGCACGAAGCAGGAGCUCGGAGAGACGGCCCAGGAGGCCAUGACUCGCGUCCUGGAAACGGAUCUGCUGCCCUUUCGCGGCCUCGUCGACCUGUCGCAGCUGCCCGUGCAUCACGAGGUGGAGUGGUCCCGCUCCGAGAAAUACAACAUGCGGACCAAGUACUUGCGCACAAUCUUCCAGCUUGAAGUCCGAAAUGAGAUGGACUUACCGCAACUACAGCGACUGGAGACAGAUCCCUCACGGGACAAGGGACCACCCAUGGUCAAGCGGCAUUCUUUCCGUGGAUUUAUGGGUAUGUCUGCUGGAAGGACGCUGACAAGGCGAUCUGGCUCGCAGAACAAGAUGGACCUCGACUCGCUCGGGUGCAUCGCUGACACGCAUGAGAUCGUUGGAUUGCCGGAUGGCGAGUCGCAAAGAGUGCUUAUUUGUGGCUGGCUGCAUGAGGAGGAGGUGGAUCGUUUCCGAGGCGAGGGUGAAGGGAAGGCGGUGCUGGAGCGACUUAUGUCCAGGAUUCACAUCGACGAGCUGGUCAUGAGCUCAGUCAAGGACCUGACCCCGACGAUCGUGCCCAUCUCAGACGGCUCGGAGGUUGUGGCUCGCGACCGGACUGUGAGCUACGACAAUCGGACCGACGAGAAGAGCAUGGACACCCGAAGCGUGGACAACCGAAGUGAGGAGCUCUACGGGAUCCUCGGGGCGCUUCCGAAGGAUGCGCACGCGCUGGAUGACUGA
Molecule: messenger RNA, 1608 nt
Organism: Symbiodinium natans
Lineage: Eukaryota; Dinophyceae; Suessiales; Symbiodiniaceae
Source: the annotation of a GenBank genome assembly